UCAGCCUGUCAGCCUGUCAGCCUGUCAGCCUGUCAGCCUCUUCCUCUUGGUGGCUUGAAAAUGCACCACAGCGAUCAACGAAGUCGCAAAGUUGCGCACAUCUGCAUGGCGGCAAUCAUUUCGAUGGCUUAGGCUUAAACAUCCAAAAUCCGGAGAGACCUUUGUAACAUUUGUACGUACACAGGCUACACAGGCAGGUGACAUCUCACUAUCCUUGGCUCCAUCAAUGCAAAAUCACAAAGCUCGGCAUUGAAGCUUGGAACUGCCUGGAGCAAAAAGUUUCGCUUUGUACUGAAACUACUGAAACACUUUCUGCCGACGGCCAGUGAUGCCUUGCUCAGAAACUUCUUGGCAGUUUCAACUUCUCGAAGUUUUGAAGCUUCCGUGAUUCAGGAUGAUUCAGAUUCAGGGAGUCAACGCAGCUAUGGACUUAGCUGAUUGUCAAACAUUUCGAGCUGGAGGCACUUUAACUUCACCCAUUUGACCCGUCGCGCGUCGACCAGGAUGAGUUGAUACCACCAACAAUGGAAGGAUAUGAAUCGUUCCAAACCUCAAAAGAUUCACAGCUAUCCUGUUUUCACAUGUUUGCAGCUUCACAGCUAUGCCAAUGCGCAUCAUUCCCGUCCAUGACACGAUCGAAAUCCAGCUGAACUCGCCAAUCGAGUGACAUUUGCAGCAAUGUCGCAUUUUAUUUUCACUUCGUUACCAAAUUUCCAGCCGCUGAAGCAUUCGGUCUUGAAAACGUGAGCCAAUUUUGAAAAGUCGACGUCCACAAGAUUUACAGUCCACAUGAUCCAAAUGAUCCAAGCCAUAAAAGGCCUUGCGAUCCUCUAAGAUCGGAUCAUGGAUCCCAGCGAUGCCACAUUGGCCACAUUGGCCACAGCCCAUAAGCGCCAUAUCAGUGAUGCCACCACCCGUCACUCGUGUCACUCGUGUCACUCGUGUCAGUGUCCUUUGUCGAUCACCAAACUGUCCAAAGUUUCCGACGGACUUGUAACUUUCCAACACCCGGCAUCUGCUCUGGCUUCGCAUCCGUGGCACCCAGAAAUUAUUGCUGUGCAUGUGACCGAAGUUGCAAAAUCUGGCACAUUGAUGGCGGUAAAAGAGGGAAAACUAUCUGUUCGUGAGUUUGAAAAAGGCUUCUCUGCAUUCUCCGACUCUCGACUACAACAAGUUGAAUUGUCUCAGGAUCAAACUUUGAAAAAUCCAGAGAUUUGAACGAAGUGAGUCCCAACGUGCUUCGUCGAGCAAUUUCCCUGCACCACUUUCUUUGGCUCAGCAUUUGGCUCAGCAGCUGCGUGUCGCUGGUGCAAGACUCAAAGCUUAAAGCCUGGAAUCGAUCCAAAUCGCCUGGGAUCGAUGCAAAUCUAAGAGAAAUCACUUGUGACUUGUGACUUUUGUUUUCUUUUUUUGCUGUUUUAAUUGUCACAUAGAGCUUACAAUGCACGGUCCCAAUCAACUGCAAACUUGAUGCGCUCUCCUUGGUUUUUGAAAUCGUCGAACUAUGGUCGAGAGCAAAAUCAUCAUCCACAACAAAUCUGCGGAAGUCAUUGCCACAGGUGGAACAAAAUCUGAUUCAGUUGCUUCGAGGAUAAACAUCAGUGGAAUGCGUCGCCCAAUGUUCCCAAUGUUCUGUGCAGCCUUUUGCCCGGACAUUCUCAACAUUCUCAACAUUCUCAACAUUCUCAACCAUCAAUAGGUGCCCUCACACUUGAGACAAAACUGAUGUUUCGAUGAGACGUGAUCAGCAAAUAAGCCUCUGUGGCUGCAGCUUUCGUUCACAGGAUUGUUCACAGGAUUUCAGAAGCACAGCUUUCGAAGCUGAAAUUAGUUGAUCGAAAAGCGUUACAUCUGACAUGGACAUCUGAAAAGUCCAUGUAGCAGUCAGAGGCACUUCGAGGGCAGACAAUGACUUGGGCACAUCCAACAUGUGCAUGGAACAAUAAACUUUGCGAGAGCUGUGCAGCUGGGAUCUUGAGCGCAUCCUCUUUUCCAAUGUCACUUGCAGUAUCCCUUGAUAUCUGAGCAAAGCUUUCGACUGAAAAGGCCCCCAAGCUCUCUCAAUAUCGGACACUGCAAUGCACAGUCCAACUUGUGCUCUGUCAGCCACUGGUCACAAGACCAACUUGCACUUUGCUCGUCCGGGCUUUGCUCUAGGAAUAGCAUGUCAGCAACUGCCCAGCUUCCGCGAGACUGAGAUGCUAUGCUGACUGCCAGUGUGGCUUGAUUACAACUUGCACCAAGUGGAGUUCACUUGUUGAGAAGGAGUCAAUGCACCAAAAACUAACAAUCUGAAUGUUUGGUGCGUGCAGCAGGAGGAAACCCAGCAUGUAUCGAGGUCAAUAUUUGGCAGCUGUAUCCAUCAUCUCAUUGAGUCUGCUUUCACCUUACUGAACAUGCUUCUGUGGCCAUGUUGCCACACUUGGCUUCACUUCCGAAAAUAAGGUAAAGGAACGCCGACUAUCUUCUGCAACGAACCAAAAAAGUCCCAAUCUGUGUCUGCCACGCAUGAUUGUGACGCAG
Messenger RNA from Cladocopium goreaui, 2523 nucleotides. The record is from the annotation of a GenBank genome assembly. NCBI's taxonomy places the organism in Eukaryota, Dinophyceae, Suessiales, Symbiodiniaceae.